AUGUCUGAAGCAUCCCAGAGCCCGCCCACCACCGCCCAAACCAGCACUGGCAGCCGUCGCCGGAGCUCGGGUCUCAUGCCUGCCUUUGAGGGUCUGCAAAAUCAGAAGCGUAGUAGCGACGCCAACCUUGCCCGUCGACAGUCAUUGUCCGACCAAGGGCCCAAGCCUGGCUUCUUCGGAACAUUCUUCCACAAUAACUUCGGCCGUAAUGCGAAGUGA
This is a messenger RNA of Emericellopsis cladophorae, 219 nucleotides long. RefSeq lists its product as uncharacterized. The record is from RefSeq and is a predicted model, not a curated record. NCBI's taxonomy places the organism in Eukaryota, Fungi, Ascomycota, Sordariomycetes, Hypocreales, Bionectriaceae. The transcript is spliced from 3 exons. Bases 1 to 219 code for a protein of 72 amino acids.